Messenger RNA from Fukomys damarensis (Damara mole-rat), 1062 nucleotides. It is a transcript of the gene Bax, whose product is annotated as BCL2 associated X, apoptosis regulator. The record is from RefSeq and is a predicted model, not a curated record. Gene Ontology annotation, cellular component: mitochondrial outer membrane. Lineage: Eukaryota; Metazoa; Chordata; Mammalia; Rodentia; Bathyergidae. Bases 352 to 873 code for a protein of 173 amino acids. The transcript has 5 exons. Gene Ontology annotation, biological process: positive regulation of apoptotic process; extrinsic apoptotic signaling pathway in absence of ligand; mitochondrial fusion. Gene Ontology annotation, molecular function: protein homodimerization activity; channel activity; protein heterodimerization activity.
CAGGCCCGGGCUUGUCGCCGGCACCACUUCCUGCCUGUGGCCGUGGUGGGAGGGCCGGGUCUCCCCUCUGCCCCUCAGGCUAGGGUCGGGUUCGUCCAGGUUCCCCCAGUCAACUCCGCCGUGAAGAUUGAAGGGUGCAGGCCCAGACUCCCCGCUUGCGCUCCAUCAGGGACUCAGUUGCUUGGGCUCCCGAUCACUUCAUGUGCCAGCGACCCCUGGAGUCCAGGGCCCCCAGCCCUGUCUGCCCUCAGGGACCACGAGCCACUGCAGUCCCCGGGUCCCUUAGGACCCAAGAGUCCAGGCACCUCUUCCCUCCUCUCUCCUCCAGGGCCCACCAGCUCUGAGCACAUCAUGAAGACAGGGGCCCUUUUGCUUCAGGGUUUCAUCCAGGAUCGAGCAGGGCACAUGGGUGGGGAUACCCUGGAGCUGGCCAUGGAGCAGGCACCCCAGGACCCGUCCACCAAGAAGCUGAGCGAGUGUCUCAAGCGGAUUGGGGAUGAACUGGACAGCAACAUGGAGCUGCAGAGGAUGAUUGCAGCCGUGGACACAGACUCUCCCCGAGAGGUCUUUUUCCGAGUGGCAGCUGAAAUGUUUGCUGAUGGCAACUUCAACUGGGGCCGGGUUGUCGCCCUUUUCUAUUUUGCCAGCAAACUAGUGCUCAAGGCGCUGUGUACCAAGGUGCCCGAGCUGAUCAGGACCAUCAUGGGCUGGACGUUGGACUUCCUCCGAGAGCGGCUGCUGGGCUGGAUCCAGGACCAGGGUGGUUGGGACGGCCUACUCUCCUACUUUGGAACCCCAACGUGGCAGACGGUCACCAUCUUUGUGGCCGGAGUGCUCACCGCCUCGCUCACCAUCUGGAAGAACAUGGGCUGAGGCCCCAGCCGCCUGGGACUGUGUCUUUUCUGCAUAAAUUAUGGCAUUUUGGUGGGAGGGAACGGGGACUGGGCAUUUUUCUUACUUUUGUAAUUAUUGGGACGGGAGGGAAGUGUGGCCUGCAGGGAGCUGGGGCAAUAAACCUCCUUCAGCCACAGUCUGGAGUCGGAGUCACCUGGGGAGAGCAGG